Neospora caninum is the source of this 6522-nucleotide messenger RNA. RefSeq lists its product as hypothetical. The coding region runs from base 1 to 6522 and encodes 2173 amino acids. Gene Ontology annotation, molecular function: phosphatidylinositol-3,5-bisphosphate 5-phosphatase activity. NCBI's taxonomy places the organism in Eukaryota, Apicomplexa, Conoidasida, Eucoccidiorida, Sarcocystidae. Gene Ontology annotation, cellular component: intracellular membrane-bounded organelle. The record is from RefSeq and is a predicted model, not a curated record. The transcript has 2 exons. Gene Ontology annotation, biological process: phosphatidylinositol dephosphorylation.
AUGAAGGCUUGGGAGAAGAUCGAGAGUUAUACAGUGUACAAUUUUCCGCAGCAUGUUGUGUUGCUCGGGGCGUUUUCGUCUCCUUCGCCUGACGUUCGGAACCAGGGAAGACGGCUCGACCAGCCGUCCUCUUUUCCCCGGAGCAAUGUCCAAGGAGCGUGCGAUGGAUCAGGCCAGGUUCGGUCGUGUCCCUGCGUUGGGCGCAUUGCUUUCAUUCAGAAACAAAUGAUCUCGGAAGAGGACCUCACUCGCCUUAGCAGUCGACAAAGACACAAACAGGACGCGUCCUCCACGGCAGGCGCUGCCGUCUCCGUCGCAGCGGCUCAACCGUCGGAUGUGGAGACGAGGGAAGGCCUGCCUUCCCGUUUGCAACGGGUGCUCGAUCGUGGUUUGGAGUCAGGGGACGCGACUGCGUCCGCGCCUGCUCGUUCAGUCGAAAUUCGCAAAAGUCUUCUCUCUGCGCUCACUGGCCUUCGCGCACGCCUCAGUGCCGGGAAUACAGCGACGAGCGUCACUUCUGUUCGUGCGUCGACUGUUGGUACGCGCGCGGCCUCGUCUCCCGUCGCCCCCCUGCGCAUGCAUCAGCGGUGUGUGGGGUCCUGGGAGUGUCUACUGGAGCUGCGAGAAGAGCUACACCGUCUAGCUGAGCACGCGCAGAGACGGAGGGCGCAAUGGCGCCGCGCGCACAACCAGAUUUACCGACCGAUGCUUCUGCCAGAGCACGCGCCCCCGCGUGUCUGGGCAACGCUGCAUGCGCUCGCUGCGAGGAUCGCGAGCACGAGGGAGAGCUGGGGAGACGCAGGUCGCUCCAGUGCGCGAAUGAUCCCAGGCCCAGACAGCCAGAGCCGCCAGGCCUCUUCGGCGCGCACCCAGCCCCCACUGGAUGGGAGUCGAGGUGCCCACAGUGUCUCCGGCGAGGCACAGGCGGCGGAUGCUCCUGAGACUUCGAUAGAAGAGCGCGGACGGGAGUCGCAGUGGGACGGAAGCAUGGAAGCAGACACAGGAGACAACAGAGAAGGGGACGGGAGUUUGCUUGUCUGUGGGCUGCUUGGUGCCAUUCGAUUUCUCUUGGGCUAUUACCUCGUUCUGGCGACAGACAGUCAGGAGGUUGCAGCCUUGGGCGCAGUCCGGUCUAUCGAGCCGAGAGCGUUGAGACGGGAGGGCGCCGGAAGGGAUGGUGUGGAGACGGGGACGGGGCGCAGGGGGAAAAGGAAGUCUGGCUUCAGAGAGAGGGAGGAGAAAACCGCGAAAGCGUACAUGUUUCUGGAUGGGGCAAGCGACACAGGGACAGCGACACCAGGAGACGGGGAACGCGGCGCUGUGCACAGGGUCUUCACACUCCGUCACGUCGAUCUCCUCCCCCUCUUUUUCUUCGAGUCUUCACAGGAAAGGCCGUUUUCUUCUUUUUGCGAUCUCGUAGAGCCGCAAACUACCGCUUCUGGAGGGGAUCGCGAGAACCUCGCCUCUUCCGCCCCACGCUCUAAAGUCGAGACCGAAGCGAUUCUUCGCUGGCUCACCAAACUGUCGCAAGACGCGAAAUCUGCAGCUCUAGCCAAGAAAGCAGAAGAGCCUUCCGUCGCUUUUCGUCUGGGCAAAAUCGCGGAGUCUUCCGAGCGGACGUGGACGACGUCGCACGCUGCGUCUGGGGAGAUUGACCCCAGCGCCGCGUCGUGUGCCCUCCCGCUCUUUCCUCUGACUGCAGCCCAGCCGUUUGCUUGGCUUCGGCCGACUGCCACUCUAGUCGAGGAGCAUUCCAAACGCGCAGAGCUGCUGGAUGCCGAACGCAGGUAUCAGGAACUCUUCUUGCAGGUUUUUCUUCGUCCGGCUCUCUCGUUCUUCUACGCGCACACGCUGGACCUCACACAGUCGCUGCAAGCACAGGGCCUACACCACGCUGGACGGGGCUUGGGUCAGCCAGAGAGCUGUGAAGGAGCAGAGCCUGAGGGACAGCGAGAGCAGGGAGAACGAGAGGCGCCGAACUCCCGCGAGAGACACCGAGACGAAGAACGCCCCAGAUGGGAAGAGCCCAGGCUGGAGCUCUUGCACGGGAAAAAACUCGAUGCUGUUUUCAACCUCUUUCUCCUCGAACCCUUCGCCGUUUCUUCUGCGGCGGAAGCGCGCGCGCCGUCCCCGUCGCACGCCCUACAGGAUGCAGAGACGUCCACAGACGCUCUCCAGGCGCCUCCGGAAACCGCCGCUCAGCCCGAGGUGUGCGCCGGAUCGUCCGCGUCGCACAGGGGAGAAAACGACGCAGGCACCGCCUCACAGGCACCUCCCGUUUCUCGGUCGUCGUUGCGGAGGCCUUGUGGAUUCGACGGGGCGCAUGCCUACACUGCGGCGCCGUGCAGGGUUCCCCGAGACAUGUCCCCGUGGCUUGUCAUUCUGCAGCAGGGUUGCGUUGUCCAGAAAUUCUUCUCGGCGAAGCGUCCGUCGUCGGAGACGGCGCGGAAUGUUGUGGGAGGAUCCGAACAUCCCGCGUUUCCGGCGGAGUCAAAUUCCCUGCCUCUUGUGCCUCGUGCCGGCUCGCCGCCAGCCUCGCUCGCGACUCCCUCGCUGUCUCCUCCCGCGGCGGAAGGAGGCGCGGGGCCUACGUUGGAGACUCGCGCCGUCUCCGCGCUCGCCAAGGAGACCGCGAAAAGCUUUUCGCCUCGCCCGGAGGAGUCGUCGAGCAGGACCGAGUGUGCGGAAGAGACGGUCCCCACAAAGAGAGAACCUGUGCAAGGCGCAAGCGAGGAGAGAGGGAAGGCAAGUGGACAAAGCCUCCUUUUCUCCUUCGUUAUCAUUGCAAGAAGAUCGAGGCGCGCAGCCGGAGCGCGAUGGUACAGAAGAGGCCUAGCCGUCGCCCAACGGGACGGCCUGUCGUGCGCCACCGCCGAAACCGCACGAGGUUCGACAGACGCAGAGCCAAACGCCGAGCGUCCUGCAUCGGGGAUUUCUGCGGACGAUUCGCUGUCUACGCACCCGCUUCUUGACACCGACCGAGACAGCGCGGUGGCGGCGAACCAAGUCGAGUGUGAGCAGAUCUUGUGGCGUGUGACGCGGCGAAGCGAUGAAAAGCAGGAGCACGACGAUGGCCCGAGCUUGGAGCCCGAUCGGGGAGCGUCUGCUGUCCAGGGGAUCGAGGCCGAAUCAGAGUUUUCGAGAAGUCCGUCUUCCACCGCGCCACUGUCUUCGCCAUCAGCGCUUUCAGCGCGGUCACCGGCUCGAGGGAUACAAGCGUCGUCCUCAUCUUCUCUGCCUUCUCGUUCGCAUUUGCAGUUCACGGGAGACGUCGCAUCCCUGGUCCAGGUGCGGGGGUCGGUCCCUGUGUUUUGGGGUCACUUGCCUUCUCAAGUGUCUCUGUUGCCGUCUUUUUUGCAACACAUCUGCCCGCCUGUGCGCCUGUCGUCUCCCGCCUUGGAUCCACAGUAUCUCCACUCGAAGGACCACUUUGACGCUAUGCACCGUGCGUACGGGUGCCCGAUUUUGUGCCUCGACCUCGUUCGCCAAAAGCCGUGCGGCCACAUGGAGACGAAACUCGCGAGCGCGUAUCGCGAGGCCCUCGCGGCAAUCAACGCCAUGUACAGAGAGGAAGAGCAAGUAGUGUUGCUUCGCCUCCAGCGGGCACUUGGGAGUCCGGAAGACUCGAUUUCGACGAAGCCGUGUGCCGCCUCAUGUGGGGACAGCAGGCCUGAGCGCGCAUCGUGUCGCGUAGAACACCAACCGCCAGCAAAUCCAGCAGAAUGCGAUGCUUCAGAGCUCCACUGCGAGACUCGACAGGGUGUCGGUGGCGACGACACGGCGCGGGAGAGGACGGCAGGAGACGACGGGGAGGAAAAGGGAAGCAGGGCGCAGCGCGAUACCCAGGAAGGCGAGGUGGAAGACCCACACGAGUCAGGAAACAAAGCUGGAGGCCGGGGAGGGAACAACGCGGAAGUGGGCGAGCGAGUCGACGGGGCAGCUCCCAAGGAAAGACGAGGAGAAAGUGGGAGGGAGACAGAGAAGGACGACAAAAAGGGACAGAGAGAAACUACGACGAAUAUAGAUCCCGUGCCGGGGUGGACAGGUCGCUGGGCCUUGGUCAAUCCGACGCCCGAGGGCGACCGAGUUCGCGAACAUACAGUCCCGCUGGCUCCUCCCCGUGGGCCGACAUGCUGGACGGACGAGGGCGUCUGUUUCAAGUGUAUGUACAGCCGACUGGGUGCGACCAGCACGGAUGCGUUUGUGGGGGUUCCCUCUGCUUGUUGCGUCGCGCGUCCAACCGAUUCCCGGAGCGUCGCUUUCUCGCUUGCUUUUGACUCGGCCUCGCCGGCGCUUCCCGCGUUCCGUUCUGUCUUCUCUGCCGCCGAUUCCCCCUCAGAGGCGCAGGAGACGACUUUUCAUGGUCCACCUGCCUUCGUCGCUUCUGCCUCCCUGUCGAACGCCGAUUGCCAAAUUACGCGGGAAAGAGACGGAGACCAUCGUGAGGCGGCAUCGCGCCGGAAGGAUGGUGAAGAAGGCGGGAGUGGUGGCAGUGUGUCGACGUCUCUGGAGACGUGGAAACAGACCGCAGAAGAACUUCACGCGAUGUUGCAGGCCCUGACUCCCAGGCAGCAGUAUACGUGUUGCUGUGAAGUCGCAUACGAAGCUUUCGACUGGCAAGACGCGGACAAGCGCCUGGGGUUCGAUCAGGCUCUUCAUCGCCUCUUCGCCUUGGUCGCCAAGUCGCUCCAGUUCACUGGCUCGUUUGUUUGUUACGCAAAGGCAAAGGGCAGAAAAAUCCAGUCGACCUGUGCGACUCGCUGUGGAGCGGAGUCGGGAGGGUGUGAGAAGCAGAGCAGAGCGGGCGUGGGAGGCGUUAGGGGGAACGAACGAACCCGCCGGAAACCAGAUGACACAAAGGCGAGGGAACCCGACGAGGCGCCGUCAGGAUUCGUAAGUCAGUUUCAACACGGUGUUAUCCGUAUUAACUGCGUUGACUGCCUCGACCGGACGAACCUUGCAAUGCUCGGUCUCGGUGUCGCUGCGCUGUACCGACACCUGACGACGCUCAUUCGAUAUCGGCGGCUUCACGGAGGCGCUUGGCACUUCGCGAGAGAAGGGACACUGGAAGACAGCGCGAAGCAGUGUCGCGCUCCCGACUCCUGGUGGCUUCGAAAAACCCACAGACCGACAGAAUGCAAGCUGACGCGGGACGACACACCAGAAGGAAACGAAGAAACAAACGACGCCCGGAGCGUCUCCCCUUCGUCGUCUUCUUCCUCGCCUGCCUGCUCGUCCUCUACUUCUUCCUCGCCUGCCUCCUCGUCCUCUACUUCUUCCUCUCCUGCCUGCUCGUCCUCUACUUCUUCCUCUCCUGCCUGCUCGUCCUCUACUUCUUCCUCUCCUUCUUCCCGUCCUUGCACGACGCCUGCGUCUGUGUGUGUUCCGGACGAGGAGAGCAGGAAACGGGAAAGCGGCCCGAGGGACAGUUGCGCGCCUGGUCUUUUCGCUUCCUCGUCCCACUCCGGUUGCUCGUCCGUUGACACCGAGUUCGCCUCUACCUCAGACGAGUCGGAGGACGCCGCGGCGGCAAGCCCGAGCGGGGCCUCUACACCAGAGACAGAUCCUGAGCUGGACCCGACCCUCCCUGCGCCUUCAAGGGCCGGCUCAGGCGCCCUUUCGGAGUCCCCCCGCCCUCGUCUGACUCCGUCUUUGUCGUCGUCCUCUCUCCACGCGGCUUCCUCGACGUGUUGCUGGUCUCCUUCGCCCACGCGAACGUCGAGGCAGAGCGUUGCCGGCGCCUCGUCGGCGUCGUCUCACACAUCUGCGCCUGUGGCAUACGGCGCUGCCUUCUCUUCGCUGGAUCCCUUCCUCCAUCACCUUCCCACAAUGCUCCUUCAGAUUCUCGGCGAGGCUUGGCGGGAAGUCGGAGACGCACUCGCGCUGCAGUACGGCGGGUCACCGGCGAUGCAUGCGGCAGAGUUCGCCGCCUCAGAGCUGGCGAAGGCCGUGGAACAGUUAAAGGAGAGACGGCCAGGCGGCCAAAAAGAAAGGCGCGCGUGGAAAGCCAUCAAGAGGAGCAACGUCCUCAUUGCCGUGCAGCGGUAUUUCAAUAACUGCGUCUACGACGCAGACAAGCAGCGAGGCCUGGAUCUCUUUGUCGGCGCGUUCCGGCCUUGGGAAGCCUCAACGGAAAUUUGGGUUGUGGAUCCUGUCGAUCCUUUCUCGUCGUUCUCAUCCUUGAAUCCUCGACCAGCCGUCUCUCCCUCAGCUGUCUCUCCGCCCCCGUCUUUCGUCUCUAAGAGCGCUGAAGGGGCUCCUAGGUCAGGGGGAGACUCCGAAGAGGGCGCGCAAGAAGACGAAGGUGACGGAGCGCAAACAGGGGCGAGCCUGGAGGUGGAGUCUAUAAGUCAACCGCCGAGCGACGCAGUCGACGGCCAGGCAUCCAUCGGACGCGAUGAAGGUCAAUCGGAGCCCUUUCGAAUCGAGGGAGAGGAAGAUUUCUUCGCGAGGAACACGAAUCUGCCCAGCUCAGCGAGGUGCUGGACAUGUACAGGCUUGGGGCUCUGGAGUGCGCCGUAG